Molecule: messenger RNA, 8518 nt
Organism: Ahaetulla prasina
Lineage: Eukaryota; Metazoa; Chordata; Lepidosauria; Squamata; Colubridae
Exons: 11
Coding region: 977-1732 (251 amino acids)
Source: RefSeq, a predicted model, not a curated record
CCCUUCAGCCAAUCGGAUUUUCAGAGAAGCAACCUCACCCAUUGCUGAAUGGAUCUCCUGACCUACAACAGAUCCAAAUCUAUGGCAAAUCUAGACAGCGUAAUAAAAAGCAGAGACAUCAUCCUGAAAACAAAAGAGAUCAACCCUGACAGCUCUUUAGAAGGCCAGAUCCUGAAGAUGAAACUGAAAUACUUUGGCCACCUAAUGAGAAAGAAGGACUCACUGGAGAAGAGCCUAAUGCUGGGAAAGAUUGAGGGCAAAAGAAGAAAGGGAUGACAGAGAACGAGGUGGCUCGAUGGAGUCACUGAAGCAGUAGGCAUGAGCUUAAAUGGACUUCAGAGGAUGGUAGAGGACAAGAAGGCCUGGAGGAACAUUGUCCAUGGGAUCGUGAUGGGUGGGACACGACUUCAUGACUAACAACAACAACAACAGAUCCUACCUUCUUCUAAUGAUCUCCUUCCAGUUCCAACACUCAUUUCUUCACUAAAGGAUGGAUCGUAGGCUAAAAAAGUUACCCUUCCUGAAGAAAAAGGACAGCAAGGAGUCCCGUCCAUAGAGCAACAACAAUGACCGGCAUCGGUGGGCGAACCAGGAAGUUCUCUCCUCUGACUCCCAGCCAUCCACUUCCUUAGCUACUCAGAGAACCACACAGGUCUUUCCUCUGAUUGUGGCGUCUUCCCCAGUUACCUUGGAGGAAAAGAAGAAGGUUCAGCCUCCAGUGCUGGUGCUGCCCAAUUUGGACCAGAAAACAGCUUUCAGGACGCCUCCAAGACCACCUGAGACAGAGAGGAAGCCUGACCUGAAAGAGCCCCCUCCGUUACCAAGGAGGCCCGAGAGGGAAAGGCCUCAGGGGAGUAAAGCCACUCCGAACACCAUCCUGCCUUCAUAUCCAGAACUCUCUGAUGAAUGCUUCAGAAAUUUGUGGGAGAGUAAGAAGCCGCUCAAAUGCAGACCUGUGAAAGAAGUCUUGGACUUGAUGGAUGAGCAGGAAAUACUAGACACCAUCUUGGACCAUCUUCGUCCUUUCCAGAUUCCUGCAGAGCACAAACCGGCUCAGGGGAAAACAAGUGGCUUGCCACCCAUCAACCGGAAGCGUGCAAUGCAACAAAGCACCUCCCAGUUCUGGCCUAAAGACAAGGACGAAGGGCUGAAGAAAGCCUUCAUGAGGUCCAUCAACAUGAUAACCAAAGCUGUUUCCUACAGCUGGAGACAAGACGUCCAUUUGCCCUAUAAAGAGGACCUAGUCACAAACAUCAUUGAAGUCAUUGAAGAUGAGCCCGCAAGAUCCGUAUCCAUCGUAAAUCUCCAUCAAGCGGUUGUCACCAUCACCUGCAUGAGAAGUGCCAAGGAGCUAUGGGGGGCGCUGGCUGAAGACCCUUAUGCCAACAUGAAGAUCAUGAAGCCCCUCCUCAAAAGGCUUCAGGACCAAGAUCCUAGCACCGAAGCCAUUGGGAGGAGAAACAGCAAGUCAACCAUGCCCAUUGCGUUUCUGUAUCACCCGGAGGUUGGCCACGUCUUUAUCAUGCAAGACAUUCUCGAUGUUCUCCUGGAAUGGAUGACUCAGCUGUAUCCCCUCAUACAGAUCUUUAGCACUCGAGGUCUGGGAUACCUUUUACAACACCCCUUCGAGGAGGAGGCCAAAAAUAGCAAUGGAGGUAUUCCUCAAUUCGAUGUCCUCCUACAAAGGAAGAGAAACAGGAGCGGAAGAAGAUUGACAGCCUUGCAUCCAUAGAUGUCAACAUUGAGGAGUCUGAAGAGGAGCUGAAGGGUCCGGAGAGCUUCCUUAGCUACGCUCUUGUCUGGCUGAUAGGCACAGUUUAUGACUGGCAUUAAGACUGGCCUAGGCACAUAAAAAGAAAAUGUUGGUGGGGUUAGCAGAGACGGCUAAAUCAACUGAUUCAAGGAAAAAAACACGCAAGUUCCAGACAUCGUCAAUGGUUGAUGGUUGCUACCACUCUUCUCCAUUGGCACCUGUGGCUCUGUGACCUUCUUGUGGAACCUUCUCCUCUCUCUGAAAUUAAAUUUUCCUGUCUUUCUCCAGGGCCUGUUUCCACAAUUUCCCUGCAGGUCUUGUUUCUGAUGUUCCUUUGUGGUCCUUCACGAUGUAAGAAUUCUCUUUAUGCUUCCUCGCUUUCCCCAAAGACCAGCUGGAAGGGAAGUAUCCGGGGGGUCAUUGGUUGCCCCCUGUCCUCUUUGGAAAAGCUUGAUAGCUCCCCCUGCCUUAAGAAAGCUCAAAACAUCCUUAAAGAUCCAUCUCAUCCUGGGACCCCUUUUUUUUGAACUAUUACCAUCUGGCAGAUGGUACAGGACAAUAAAAACAAGGACAAAUAGGCUGAAAAACAGCUUCUAUCCCAGAGCAGUAAGUAUACUGAAUUCUACUGUAGAAUGCAACAUUAAUGCAAUAUCAGGGAGUUUCAAUUCAAUUGCAUACAAUGUGAAGGUGGUGUAUUUUUGUUUUAUUUUUAUAGGGUUUUUUAAAGAUAUAAUAUACAGUGAAGAUGGCACUUAAUUUCAUUCUAUGCGGUGCCAUGACAAUAUAUUAAGCUAUAAAAUUAUUAUUGCUUGGGCUUGGAGAUCCUCCUGUUGAUUUUGGAGAGGAGUUGACUCCUAAUAAGGCCUGACUUGAUCCGAUGGCCCCACUGCCGAAAGAGUUCUUCUACUGAGUCAGCUGCAGCCUGAACCACCGAGGCUUUGCAAUCCACUUGCAGAUCCAGGAGACCUGAAACAAAUCCAGAAAACAAAUGAUUUCCGGGAUCGACCGGGAGAAUUAACCCUGAUCAGCGACAGAGCUUCUGGAGAAAAAAAUCACCACUUCAAGUGAGGGAACUUUUGAAACUCACCCAGGAAAACUUCUCCCAGUUGUUUGGAAGACACCACAUCCGGUUUCAUGUAUUGCGCGCAGCAGCCUAGACACAUAAAAAGAAAACGUUGGUGGGGUUAGCAGAGACGGCUAAAUCGACUGAUUCAAGAAAAAAAACCACGCAAUUCAUUGGUUUCCAUUUGAAAGAGUCACUUUGGGACUUUACGGGAUGGAUACAGGGAUUGGCUAUGUCACGCGGUCUAAUGAAAAGAAGGACUAGGGGUAACGGUUCUUCAUCUGUUUUUGUCUCCAGGCGUCACCGGAGGCUUUUCAGAAGAGAUUGGACAGCCACUUGUCUGAAAUGGUAGAGGAUCUCCUGCUUGAGGGCUGGACUAGAAGACCUGUAAGGUCUCUUCCAACUCUAUUAUUUUAUAUUCUAUGACUGCAAACAACCAGCAUCCUUGACUAAACCCUAAGCAGCAUUGAAUCCAGUUAAUGCUAGAAUGGGAGACCACAUGGAAAUAUUUCCAGACAGAAAACCACUGCUGUAGGGUUGUCUAUACAAUAGAGAGAGAUACAGGCCAGGUAGUCCUCGACUUAUAACAGUUCAUUUAGUGACCAUUCAAACUUACAAUGGCACUGAAAAAAGUAGCUUACGACUGCUUUUCACACUUACUACCCUUGCCGCAUCCCAACAGUCACGGGAUCAAAAUCCAGAUGCUUGGCAAAUCGACUUGUAUUUAUGACAGUUGCAGUGUCUUGGGGGGUCACGUGCCAUCUUCGGAUGAGCAAAAUCUGGGGUAUAGGUAUGUAGGUCUUGGCAUAUUCGGGUCUUCUCCCGUGUAAGGUUGAGAGUGUCUUGGUGCGUUUCGACGAGGUCUCUCUCAUUAUCAGGCUGGUGCUUUCGGCUUCGUGCUUGUGCAAACAAAGCGUGGUCGGAGCUGCUGUCUAUAAAUACUGGUGGAGGUGGGGAGUGUUGCUGUGAGCAGGUUGGUUGGCUGUGUGGUUGCAUCUUGAUUGGUAGAUGGAGUGGGUGUUUGCAGAUUGGUCGGCUGUUUUGUAGCAUCCUUUGUGGGUGUGGUCCUAGUCUUUUGUUCCUGAGCUUUGGCGUUGUGGCCUCUGGAGUUCUGUGAUGUGAUGUCUUGAGCGGAUGGCUUUGAUGCAGCAUCCCGGGUCUUGGUUUGGCUCCGAGUCCAAGGUCUUGUCAUGUUUUCCUGGCGUGUGUCAGCUUGCUUUGUGUGGGGAUCGGAGGGGGGCGCAACGGCCAGUGGUGCCAGCAUGGUCUGGCUUCUGGAUGGUGGUUGUGUUUCAUCUGUGGGAUGGGUUUGGAUUUGAAUCUGGUGAGGAUGGUUGGUGGUGGCGUUGUGUGUUAUCCUGGGUCCGGUGUCAAUUUUCGUGGCUGGGACUCGUUUAGUGACUAAGGCUAGUUUCCAGAUGUCUGGUAGGCAGGAGGUGUUGUCCCAUUUGUUCAUGUUGUGGGGGUGUUUCUUUAUUUCAAUGGCUUCCAUAAUUAUUCUCUUGUUAUAGUGUUCGGUUUUGGAGAUUAAUUUGGUUCCUUCAAAAUCAAUUUCAUGUCCUGUGGUUUUAAAGUGCUGGAAAAAGGAGGAGGUUUUUUCUUCUUUUCUGACUGCGUUCCUGUUUUCCGCGAUGCGUGCAUUUAUUCUCCUAUUAGUUUGUGCAACAUAUGUGGCUGGGCAGAUUUUGCAUGGUAUUUCAUAGACUCCUUGGUUUUCUAGAUGGAUCUUGUCUUUGGGGUUUCUUAAGAUGUUGGCUAUUUUUUGGUCUGUGCAGAAGGCUGUCUUGAUGUUGUGUUUGUGGAGAAUUUUGCUGAUUUUAUCUGUGGUGCCUUUGAUGUACGGGAGGAGGGCGAUGCCGUUGUCUUGUUCUGUGUCUUGGUUCUUGGGCGGUGUGUCCCUUUGGAUUAGGUUGGUAAUUGUGUUUCUUUGGAAUCCGUUGGAGAUUAAUACGUUUGUGAGAGUGUGUAAUUCAGUUUUCAGGUGGUCUUUGUCAGCUAGGAGGAGAAACAGGAAUUGAGAGUGUUCCUGGAGACCUGGCCGAGGGAGGAAAGAGGAGAUGCUGUCACCCAGUUGGGUCAUGAAAGGUCUGCAAGAAAACUAACCAAGUUCAAAGAGCACCAACUUCAGGAUUGUCCAGAACCUCUUUGCAUUCUCCAGAGUGUCCAUGUGGUACAACCACGUUGCUCUGAGUGAAGAUGAGGGUAAAGAGUGGUUUGACUGAGAUGGGAGCAUGAAGAGACCAGGAGCUCAGCUUACCCAGCCCUUCAACUCACUUCUUUUGUCCGAUCAUUUGCCAGUUGGAUGAAUAGGGGAACAAGGCUGUUCAGGAUGUUUUCGGUCAGAUUACUAUUACGUUUGUCCUUCAAUCCAUUCAGAAGAAGACCAAAAAUAGUGAUUGAGGUGUUCCUCAAUUCGAUGUCGUCCCAAGAAGGAAGAGAAACAGGUUAGUCCCUCCAAUAGCAGAAAAUGGAUGUAGCUCAAUGCUGAACUUUUGGGUUCUUGAGGUGGUUGGUGGCUGCCAUGCAGAAGUAUUUGAAGUUUGCAGAAGAACACACAAGUUCAGAGCACACCUAUUCUCAGUUCAAUGUCCAUGGAGAUGGUCUAUCAUCCAGGUCAUGGUUGCCCCAAAGAUACUUUUGAAAAAGGCAACUAGACUUUGUUUUUCCUUGAAGAUGUUUCACUUCUCAUCCAAGAAUCUUCUUCACGUCUGCUAAUCAGAACUGAAGAAGCUUAUUGGGUGAAGAGAAGAGAAACCUCCUCAGGGAAAAACAAAGUCUAGGCCAUUUUUGCCCUCACCAGCCUUCUAGAAAGGCUAGGAGCCUGAAGAAAGCAAAAAACGGGCCUUUCCCACCCACCCCCACCCCUACCCAGGCUAUCCGGAGGUAGGAUACAACCUGUUUCCCUACUGCUGGUGUGCCCAGAAGGCCCAAAAAUCAGCUGGCCGGCACGCACAUGUGCGUCGGAGCUGAGCUUGUAUACCCAUCAAUAUGGCUACGUGUGCCACCUGUGACAUGCAUGCCAUAGGUUCACCAUCAUGGCCCUAGACUCCGCUGGACAAAUGGCUGUCUAGUCUCUUCUUGAAAACCUCCAGUGAUGGAGCACCCACAACUUCUGGAGGCAAGUCGUUCCCCCAAUUAAGAGAAUAACAGAAUUGAAGGGAACUCAGAGGUCUUCUAGUCCAACCCCCUGCUCAAGCAAGAGACGCCAUACCAUUUCAAAUAAAUGGUGGUUCAGGCUUUUCGUAAAAACCUCCAGUGAUGGAGCACCCAGAACUUCUGGGGCAAGUCAUCCUAAAGAUUAAUUGUUCUCACAGCCAGGAAAUUUCUCCUUAGGUCUAGGUUGCUUCUCUCCUUGAUUAGUUUCCAUCCUUUGCUGCUGCUUCUCCUUUCAGAUCUUCUCUAAGAGGAUCUACUUGAUCCUUCAGAUCUUCCAGGGGUGCACCCAUCUUUGUAGAAGAGACACCACUCUAGCUGAAUCUGUCCUCUUUCUGCUGGUUGUCUUCUUAUCCUUCUUCUAUCCUUCCCAGCCUUGUAGACUUUCCAGAGGAUGAGGUCACACCUGCUACUACCUUGGAAGCUACUCACUUCCUGCCCCCCAUCUCUUACCUCGCUCUAAAAGGUACCCAAGACCUCUAGUGCUAAAAAUUUGGAGGAGUGGAUAUGGCUGUGUCAUCCAUUCCAGGAGAUAAUCGAGAACAUCUUUCAUGAUAAAGACGUCAACAACCUCCGGGUGAUAAAGAAGCUGAGGAACAAGUCGAGAUACGCAGCAUUAGCAAAACAAAGGAAUGGAACUUUCCUGAGAGCCUCUACUAACUAAGAGAUGCCACAUUCAGCCAUUAUUACCACACGCCUCCCACCGACCCGUACGCUCCCAUAGAGAGGGACUUCUCAGGGUGCCGUCCGCCAAACAAUGUCGGCUGGCGGCCCCCAGGGGAAGGGCCUUCUCUGUGGGGGCUCCCACACUCUGGAACGAGCUUCCCCCGGGUUUACGCCAAAUACCCGACCUUCGGACAUUUCGUCGCGAACUCAAGACUCAUCUCUUUAUCCGCGCGGGGCUGGCUUAAAUUAGGAUUUUAAUGUUUAAAUUUAUUAAUUUUAAACGGGGUUUUUUAAUAUGGGAAAUUUUAAUCAUUGGGCUAAUUUAAAAUAAGUUUUUUAAUUCGUAUUUUAAACUUGUAUAUUGUAUUGUCGGUUUUAUUAUGCCUGUACACCACCCUGAGUCCUUCGGGAGAAGGGCGGUAUAAAAAUCAAAUCAAAUCAAUAAAUAAAAUAAAUAAAUUAUGGGGAGAGAAAAAGAAAAUACAGUCCUCGUUUAGUGACCGCUGAAAGUCACAACAGCACUGACAAAAGGGACAUGUCCAUUUUUCAGACUUAUGACCAGAACCCUAACCCUUAUGACUUAGAACCCUAACCCCUCCCUCCCUCCCUCCCCACCAACAACUUCUGGAGGGAAGCCAUUUCACCGAUUAACAGAAUACCAGAAAACCUUGGAGCUCUUCUGGUCUAACAUCCUGUUCAAGCAGGAGACCCUUUACCAUGUUCAGACAAAUGGCUGUCCAGUCUCUUCUUCAAGAGCUCCAGUGAUUUUUUUAUAUAUAAAAGUUUUUAUUUUUCCAUAACAACAACAAAAAAACACAUUCUCAUCAAACAAUUACAAUGUGCUGAAGGGGUGUUUACAUAUCUUCUUGUGCAAUCUCCACUUAAACAUCUCUUUCAUAUACAUAUCUUAUAUUGUCUUUUCUAACAUAUCUUUCCUUCUAACCAAUGGUAAAAUAAAUUCCAUAUCUCAUAAUAUUGCUUAUCUUCUUGAGCUCUAAUUUCAAAUGUCAAUUUACUCAUCUCUGCACAUUCCAUCAUCUUCCUAAUUAUUUCAUCUUGCAAAGGUUUUUUUCCUUUUUCCAGUUUUUAGCAAACACAAUCCUGGCUGCUGUAAUAAUAUUCACAAUCAAAUAUUUUACAUCUCUAGUAUAUAUCUCAGGAAUAAUUCCCAACAGAAAGACUUCCGGCUUAAAAUCUAUAUGUUUUUUAAUCAUUUUCUCCAACUAUGUGUGUAUUUUAGUCCAAUAUCUUUUUGCUUCAACGCAUGUCCACCACAUAUGGUAAUAUGAUCCAGGUAUCUGAUGACACUUCCAGCAAUUUUCAGAUUUAUCCUUAAACAUUCUGGCAAUUCUUGUCGAGGGUAGAUGCCACCUGUAAAACAUCUUAUACAAAUUCUCUUCGUAUGCUGUAGACAUUAUCAUUUUAUAAUUAUACAUCCAUAAUUUCUGCCAGGCUUCUAGAUCUAUCCCAUGGCCAAAAUAACACAAUACACGAGCACACAAUAGAUUUAAACUUAAAGUGAACCGCUCCAAUCUUGAUUGUAGAAAAUAUGACUUCAAUAACAGAGUGGUUAAUGCCUGGAAUGCGCUACCUGACUCUGUGGUCUCUUCCCAAAAUCCCCAAAGCUUUAACCAAAGACUAUCUACUGUUGACCUCACCCCAUUCCUAAGAGGUCUGUAAGGGGCGUACGUAAGAGCACCAGUGUGCCUACCGUUCCUGUCGUAAUGUUCCCUUUGGUUGUAUCCAAUUUGUAUGGUUAUUUCAUGCUUAUACUUAUAUAUAUUGUUGUGUUUGACAAAUAAAUAAAUAAAAAUAAAAUAAAAAACAAAAUUCUUCCCCCAAGAAAUCAUUGUCUCUUUUACUUGUUCUUCUCCCAAUUUUUC